AUGGGGAAUGAUGGUGCUCCUAAUUCAUUGUCAACAAUCUACGGCGUCUUCUCAUCCCAAUUACUUGAUCGCUCGGGCCUCUCGGCUGUCUGGCACUUCUGCAACGAAGCGCGUGUGGCGGCCCAACGGUCGACUUUGAGUGACGUCGCAAACUACCUACAAUUCCUUUAUCGCGAUGAGUCUGUGAAUCGCGGCCAGAUUGUGUUUUUGACAACUCUUGCGAUUGCAAUGGCUGGCUGUGGAUUUCUUUCUUGCCUCGUGAGGCGCAGGCGGUCCGAUAGGACUCGAUUGUCGCGCUUCUCGAUCCGCAACAUCACAUCCAAGUCGUCCACCAGGACUCUCACUUCCUCGUCGGAUGAUGACUACGAGGACGACGAGUAUGAUAGCAACGGCUCUCUGCGGCAUGCCACCAAUCCUCAGCAGAAAGCUCCGGAGUGGUCGAUGCAGUCGCAGCAGCAAACUGCUGAUGCCUUCAAAUCGGACCCAGGUCUGCUGAAGAAGUACACCACCUACAACUCAUACACCACCUCUGUGGCGACCUACCCGGCUAUCCGAACGUUCUUCUGCCCACACCCGAAUCAGAGCCGCCUUCCGACCAAACCAACCCCCCUUCCUUUGCUAGUCGUCGUACACGGCUUGGGAGGAUCACUUGCACAAUUCCAUCACUUGCUGAAGUCUCUUUCCAAUGUUGGAUCGUGCUUCGGUAUCGAUUUACCGGGCUGUGGCUUGUCCAAAUUUGCGCCGACCGAGUGGGACGCAUACACGGUGGGGGCGCUGGCUGAACUUCUGGCUGUUGCCAUCGAACGGCACCGUGAUCAGGAGAAUGGCCAAGAAGUGAUCUUGAUUGGUCACAGUUUGGGCUGUUCGCUAUCGGCUCUGCUUGCCUCCUCGACUUCGUCGAUCGGAAAGAGUUUGAAACCGCAUAUUUGCGGACUUAUCGCCGUCUGUCCGCGAGCCGAUCCACCGUCUGCCCAUGAGGUCACGACGUACCGCAGACUGCUCCACAUUCCGGGUCCGAUCUUCGACCUGUGGCGUUUGUGGGACCGACGUGGCGGAAUAGAGAGCGCUAGCGUGAUGAGAAUGGUAGGCAGCAAUGCCGAUGCCGCAACGCGAGACCUUCAAGUUCGUUUCAACAAGCAGAGUCAAACUCCGGUUUGGCGUCGCAUGGCCUGGGGGUCUUUCCCGACCUACAACGGAAAUGAGCCUGUUGGCGGCAUGCCUGGUGAGAAAGUCUGGGCUGGGAUCAACAUGCCGAUAUUGUUGGUAGCAGGCGAGGCCGACGCAGUCACGAAGCCGGUAGAAAUCCAAAAAUUGCUGAAAUUCUUCGGUGACUCUUCGGCCCCUGUCACCAUCGCCACCGACGGGAGUAGUGUUAUUCCUGAUGCCUCGCGAGUUCGUGAUCAGAUCUCAACAUCGUCUAAUUUGCUGUCUCACGAUGAGAAAUAUGGUAUCAAACCUACUCAGGAAGAAAAGCAGAUCGAUGAAGUCAAUCUUUCCGGCACUGACCGGAAGCGACUGGUCAAGUCGGCCAUUCUGCCCUCGCCUGCUUCCCACGCACUCCUCUACGAUCGUGCGACGUAUCGCACUCUCGCCGGGAUCAUCCAAGAUUUCCUUUCGCACCACAUCGACAAACGUUUGGCCUUAGGGUGGCAAUUGCAAUACAUGAACACCUCAGGUAAAUGGGACGUGAAGAACCUCGCCAAGUGGCAGAAGGUGGCCCCAGUUUCCGAGCCAAUUGCCAACACCUUCGCCGCGCUCAAGAUGCUUCGUGAAGUAGACGAGCAGCACAACCCAGUACUCUUCUCUCAGAAGUACCGCGACCGCAUCUACGCUGUGAUUGAUAUCAGCCACGAAUGCCCAGUCUACAACCCGGCCACAAUGGAAGCAGGCGGCAUUCGCUACUGUAAACACCCUACGGUUUCUAAGAUCCCCCCGACCCCUGAUGAGACCCGCGACUUCAUCGACUUAGUCGAUCGUCUCCAAGGUGAAAUCGACGUGAAGAUGGAGAAACGUGAGGACCCUUCGCAGCCGCGUCCGCUGGUCGGCGUCCACUGCCACUACGGCUACAACCGUACUGGGUUCCUCAUCGUCUGCUACCUGAUCGAGCGACUGGGGUUUGGUGUCCAAGAAGCCAUUGAUGAGUUCAACCGGUGCCGGGCGCCUGGUAUUCGUCAUGAACAUUUCAUCGAUACUCUUUUUGUACGCUAUUGCGUAGGUUUGAAGAGGGCACCUACGCUGUAA
Penicillium maclennaniae is the source of this 2241-nucleotide messenger RNA. RefSeq lists its product as uncharacterized. Bases 1 to 2241 code for a protein of 746 amino acids. The record is from RefSeq and is a predicted model, not a curated record. The transcript has 2 exons. NCBI's taxonomy places the organism in Eukaryota, Fungi, Ascomycota, Eurotiomycetes, Eurotiales, Aspergillaceae. Gene Ontology annotation, biological process: protein dephosphorylation. Gene Ontology annotation, molecular function: protein tyrosine/serine/threonine phosphatase activity.